AUGCCGCCAAAGUCUGCUACCAAGCCGCAAAAGGCGGCUUCGAAUAAGCGAGCUCGCAAGGACUCUGCUGGAGCCGGUAAUCAGACACUUGAUAACUACGUUACCAAGAAGCCUCGAACUUCUAAGAAGGACGAGAAUUCAACCUCACCAUCCAAUCCUGAGGAGCCCUUGGAAGGUUCCCAGGAAGAUGAGCCUGGGGAUGGGGGUAAAGAAACUGCCGGCCUUCCAAAAGGCCGCAGCGGCAAGAAUCAAUUAGACCAGACACUACCCCCGAUCUCAGAUAUCGAUGCCGCAUUCUGGGACAUUGCAAAGAGGUCAGCAGAGCUGCUGGAUGAGAAGAACGGAAAUCUUGUCCUGCGCAUCGCAACCAUGUGCUCUGGUACGGAAGCACCUAUCAUGGCUCUGAGGGAGAUUCGAGACAUCUGGGAAAAAAUGCAGCCCGGAAGACAGUUUCUUGAAUUCCUGCAUGUCUUCAGCGCCGAGAUUGUGAGAUUCAAGCAAGCGUAUAUCAUGCGAAACACUGAUGGCACGAUUGUGUACAAUGACGUCCAAGACUUUAUCAAUCCCAAAGACGGAAUGGCACCCACUGCAAUGGGAUCGUUCGAGAAGAUUCCCGGUGACGUCGACAUUCUCGUUUCGGGGUGCUCUUGUGUUGACUUUUCAUCGCUCAACACGAAACAGACGAAUACUUACACCCCAGUUAAUCUCAAAGAGGAGUACAGUCAUAUUGGGAAGCUCUCAAAGGAAAAUGGCUACGACGAUACCGAGUACGCGCGCAUUGACAAAUUUUUCCAGGCCUGUCUUGAGGCAACCCCCGGAAUGGGAUCCUCCGCUAAGACAUUCUUUUCGAUGCUGAGUUACAUCCGCGCCUAUAGGCCAAAGGUCGUUAUUCUCGAGAACGUGCUAGGGGCCCCAUGGGCUGAGAUGGAGAAAGUUUGGUUCCCAUUCCUCGGUUACACAGCUUAUCACACCAAGCUCGACACCAAAGACUUCUACAUCCCCCAGACCCGCACACGUGGUUACCUUCUUGCAAUGGACAAUACCAUCUUCGCCAAGGGUAAGAAGUACCCAAAGAAGGAGCCGAAGGAGGAAGAUGUCCAGAAGAAUGGUAAGGCGUCCAAGAAGACCAAGGCGGAAAAGGAUGCCGAGAAACGCGCUCAAGAGGAUGAAGAUCUUAGGUGGGACGCAGGCAAGAUUGGAAGCAUGUGGCUUCAUCUCCUCAAGAAUGUGUUGCCGAGACGAGCAUCUAGCCCGGUUCUGAUGUGGUUACUACCACCUGCCCACCCUCUAACUGAACGAGCUCGACAAGAUGAUUCGGAGAAGACCCUGGGUUUCGGUACGGAGACUGACUGGCAGCGCUCGAAAAUUAUCCAUAUCCGAACUCGAAGGAAAGAAGAAUUGGGCAAUUCUCGUGACAUAACGAAAUGGGGAAUUAGAAAUGGACAACCUUAUGAUCGCAUGGAUAAAAAUGUUUUAGAAUCUAUCCCGGAUCGCGUCAAGGAUUGUAUAGAAAUCAACUUCCUGAGAGGCUUGAAGACCUAUCUCAAUGGAAUCCAACGCUGUGUCUACGAUUCCCGAUUCAAGAAUCGUAUCUCGGACUUGAGUCAGAACAUCCAUCGAUCAGAUUUCGGAACUCCAUUGGGUAUAACUGGAUGCUUAACUCCGAGCGGCAUACACUUCAUGUCGGACCAGUGUCGAAUGGUAUCUGGGUAUGAGACUUUGGCUCUUCAAGGGCUGCCUCUCCACCGUGUAGAGUUUGCCACAGAGACUCAAGAACAACUGCGCGACCUAGCCGGAAAUGCGAUGAGUACGACGGUGGUUGGUGCUGUUCUCGUGGCUCUGUUCAGAGCAGUCUGUAGCCAACCAGAGGGACCCCAGAAAUACUUCAACCGCGAACUCGAGCCAAAGACCAAGAAGGAGCCUCGAUUGACAGUAGAGCCUAAGCUGAAAGAAAUUCCAGAGUUCAGCACGAUGGAUGCCCAAUCUCUGAACGCAUCAACCAUCAGAGAACUGUAUGCGAGGUCUCGCCGUUAUUGCUUCUGCAAUGGAGCAGCUAAGUAUAGUACCGAUGACUUUAUGAAAUGCAGUCGAUGCCUAACCAUCCGUUGUAAAUGGUGUGCCGGGAACCCAGAGCAUUCUUUCCAACGAACAGAGCGACCUGCUGAUUACCUAUUGCUAAGCGAGGUGGAACAAGAAGUCAUGCGAUUCUUCCCUGGAACGAUCACGGGCAUGACCACUGCCAACUGGUUGCCGACACUUAAUUCUCGUACGGAAGUAACCAUCGCCGAUGUUAAGGACGCCCUGGAAAAGCUCCGAGACGUUACUUUCUAUUAUGAAAGUAUUCGGAUUACAGAGGUUGUGACGGUCUGCUACUCUGGACAAUGGGGGUUCGAUGUCCGAGCUAAGUUAUCGGAUAUUGGUAUCACUUGGUACUUGUACCUGGACCCAUGGAGUAAGACCGGCAAUGCCCUUCAGGAUACAAUAAAGUGUGUCGAUCCUACUUUGGCCACAGAAUACGUUCGAUCGCCACAGCCUAUCGCAAAGGCCGAGUUAUUUGACAAUUCGCCGAGCGUAUUUCCAGAGCCCCACAUUUGGAAACUGUGGCAUUUCGUCAACAUAGGGAUGAAAGUAUCAGUCGACGGGCGUGAGAAGGAUCUUUUAAAGAUCACCAAGAUCGAUAUAAAGUAUCCCGAGGGUGUACAGCACCAGUUAGAUUUAGAUGAUGCUUAUGGGUCGUAUCACCAUUACAAAACCUGUGAUGGGCCAGAGCAGAGCCUUCAUGCUCAAGAUAAGAAGGUGUUUCUCUUUAAGGACGUUUCGCGUACCCUUACUCCAGACUUAGACGGCUAUGUUAUUUCAAAGUCUUGCCGCCAAUUAGAAUACCACGAAUACCGGGAGAUUCUAAUGAAGUUUGACACCCGCGUCAACUUGUCGAAGCGGGAAACUGGCGAUGUCGACGCAUGCGUUGGCGGAUACUGGAAGGAGUCUCGAUUUGGCGGCGCCGAUAAUUUCGUCGAAGGGCAAAAGUUUACGAUCUUUAAGAAUUUGGAAAAGGUGAAAGUCUUUGGCUCUAGGCAUUCCAUCGUCGAGAACGAGGAGCCUGAACAGCUGAUACUCGCCGAAGCGCAGAUCGUGAGAGAGAUGGAAUGCGACCCCUACAAGGCCAUCACGAAGUAUAAGGCCCAGUGUAAGGACGCUACUGAUGGUUGGGCCGUUGUAACUAAGGCUGACCUGCAUCAUCUUCACGGCUUCAUCUCUCAUGUCAAUGUCAAACUCGCUGGGAUUGAGGACUUGGAGAUUAGCUUCGAGCUAAAAGACAUUGAGGCCUGGUUGGAUAAAUUCAAGAAUUGGAAAGAUGGCGUUUUUGCAACAAAGCCUCGCGAGUGUCCGUAUGGACAACUACCUCCGAUCCGCUGGAUAAAAGUUGGCAACAAAUAUGUCGGACACCAUCUGACCGAUGCGAUGGCAGACUUCGAGAAGCGCUUCAAAACGCGAAUUCCGAUUUUCGAACCGAGGGUGCAGGCUCUGCCAAACCCAGACGCUAGCGGGAAGAUGCAUGCUAUCCGCGUGCAGUACUUAUUCCAGCACAAGGUCCUAGGACAGAGAGCAGCAGUUUUCCUGCCUCCUACCAGGGACCCUACGGCUAGAGUGACUGCUGGAGUACAGGUCGAGCGCAAUGCUGUUCUAUCCGAAAACAUGCAAGUUAAUUCCAACGGCGGCAGUAGACACAAGUUUGAACCGUUUCGAAAUGCGCUGAGAAGCUUGGGAGAAUUUCCUUAUGGCAUGGAACCUGCUUUGCAGACAUUCCAAGGACAACUGACUCAGUCGCAAUUAAGAUCCCUUGCUUGGAUACUUGACAGGGAAAGAAAUAAUCCGAAAUUCACCGAACAAGAGAUCGAGGAAGAAAUUGUGCCCGAGCUAAAGCUCCGACUGGCUGGAUGGGCCAAACGUAUUGUCACCAACCACGGUGGCGUACUUGCGGACGAUGUAGGUUACGGCAAGACCGUUGUCAUGUUAGCCUCAGCGCAUUGCCAGCAAGUAUUCGACUCGGAGAAGUCCUUUCAACAGCGUGAGACCGAAAAACCGCAUUGCAACUACUUGAAAGCCACCCUGGUGGUGGUUCCGGGACACUUGGUCGAUCAAUGGGCUACGGAAGCGCUUCACUUUUUACCCAUAAAGUCGAGCGAGAUUUUCAAAAUUAAGUCGAUUUCAGAUCUCCAAGACAACGCUUCUCAGGCGGUUCUAGGAAGGCUCCGUGCGGCAAGAAUCAUUGUGGUGACCAACAAGCUGUUUGAACCACGUUAUAAUCAGAGACUUGCUAGCCUAGCCGGGUCACUUGAUCCACCAGAUUCAUCCUUAAUCAAAGAUCAAGACUCGGCUAGCAGCCGCAGUUUUGUAGAUUGGUAUGAGGAUGCUGCGCCAGCGGCUCGAGCUCAUGUGAGUGCUCUAUUAAGCAGUCCCGAUCCCAAGAUAAAGGAGGUAUGGGGUGAUAUGAAUGGACGUACCGAACGUCUUAGGGAUGAAUACAAGGUCUAUGCCAAUGAUCUGUCGCGCCGUAGGGGAAAGGCGCGUAAUAUGGAAAGAAAGGACGGAGAGGAUGGUGUCGUAGAGACGAACCUCCAGGCGUCUCAACGGAUUACCUCGUGGCAGGAACUGGACAGCGAGUGGAACAAAGGCGGAUUCCUUCACGUUCUCGACGAAUUUACAUUCGCUCGCGCGGUGUACGACGAAUUCUCGUACGAAAACUUCUCGGCUAUGACAUUCUUCGUCAAUUGUUCAGCACAUGCUAAGUGGAUUUUAUCCGCCACACCACCGACAAGGAACCUCCAAGCGGUACAGGGGAUCGCAAAUCUCGUGAACAUCCAUAUCGCACGUCCAAUUUACUCGCGUGUAGGGAUGCCGCGAAUCACCGUGGGUCCGGCUUUCGGUGAGCAGACCAAUGCCGAAGCUUUGCAGAAUCGCAAACUUAUGUCUGACUCGUGCAUUCGCGAGAGGCACGAAAAGGGCAUGGAGUUCUUGAAAACUUUCGCCACUUCCAAUCCACUGGAUGCGGCCUUCGCCGGAAGUAUCAGAGUAGAGGAAAAGGUUAUCGUGUGCGAACUGAAUAAGCACGAAGCUAUCGAAUACAUGGCUCUUGAGCACGACCUGCGCGCAUGUGGUUUGGAUGCGAACAUGCUACCUGCGGCGUGCCGUGCUCGCCUCCAAACCCUAGUUGAACUCAAUGAAUGGUUUGAAGAUGGAAGGAAUGUCGCCGUGAGGUUAUUCCUUGCUCGAUCUUCCUGUAGCUUGGAUGGGCAAUCCCUUGAAUCGCUCCGUCAGGAACGACGUGACCAGGCUCAACACGCCACGGCUGUCUUCAGAAUCCAUCUUGAAAAGGCAAUUUGGCUAGCUUGGAGAGUCCUUACCAACGACAAAGAGUGUUCGUUUUCAAAUGCCACAACUGCCGCACAGGAUAUCUCGAUGAUUCUUAAGGAUAUAUGGUGUAGGGAUACCGAGAUUUGUGGCGGACUUGACUCUUGGAGACAAAUCUUUGAAGCGCUUAAUGUUGGCUCAUACGAGGACAGGUUCAACGAGCUUGUCAGGAACCAUCCUAACUUCCAUGAUGACGACAAGGAGUUACUCCGUUUUAUGUACGGACUGAGGCAAUCAUCUUGGAAUGAUUACUUCGAUCUCGAAGCUAAGCACCUCGCCGGAAUAAAAGAGGAAGAAGCAGGCGAGCUUUUAACCGAUCUUCUCAAGACCUUCGGCAACACGUCAGUUGUGUCGAACAACCCAACGGAGUCGAAAAAGAACCAGUUAGCUGCGCUCCUUGGCGGACCAGGUUUGGCGAGAUUUAGAAGAGCAGAAGCUUCAACCGUGCGAAGACCAACUCCGGGCGAAAUGCCUUCGCUCCCCAAAUCCAAAUCCAACAACAAAACCUUCCUCACUAGCCUAUUGAAAUCUCUUGGCGUAGUCCCGAUCAAGGACCCAACGGCCCAGCAAUUAAGGACACGAUUGAAGGCCCAUUACAACGGAACCCUUGAUGAUUCGGAAUAUGUUGGAAUGAACGAUUCCCGGGCGAUGAAGCGCACCGAAUUCCCGAAUUUUGAUAAACGAAUGAUUAUCCGAGGAGGUAAAUAUACGGCCACUAGCAGUGAGACCAGUGAUACCUCUGUGGGAUUGCGAGCGGCCUUUGACAAUUUGGCCCACGUUAUCAAGCAAAAAAGGAUCGUAGAGAACCUGGUUUCGGAGGAGGAGCAGUUGCGCUGCGAUAAUUGCGCACAACUCAAACCUAGAAAUGAUCUACACAUAGUCUGUGAAUGUGGACAUGUGCUCUGUGCAGAUCACCUCCAUUAUAAGUACUGCGGCGACAACAGUCCUAAUGGCGCAAGCGGUUGCAAAUCGUCCCUCGCAGACGCAACGAAGAGCCUGGCGCUUAUCGACAAACCCCAGAGAUCCCUUAACCAUGUGCCCAGUACACAACAAGACCAGAUUGCCGGUAUUAGUUCCAAGUCGCAGAUGAUUGCGAACUGUAUCAAGGGAAUCCCCGAAGAUGACCAGGCAAUUAUAUUCUUCCAAUUCGACAACCAAAAGGAAGAGCUGAAGAAAAUCCUGGAUAAAAACAAGAUUACCUAUACGGAGUCCCCUACAGAGUCCCCUACGGAGUCUCCUGAUGAUUCAAAUAAGUGUAAGGUCAGGUUCCUGAACCUCAACGAUCAGAGCUCAUCAGGCACGAAUCUUCAAAAGGCGAACCAUGUGAUGUUUGUAUGUCCUCUUCUUAGGGCAUUACAGGAACAGUACGACUCCGAUAUGAAACAAGCAAAGGGCCGAUGUGUUCGUUUUGGCCAGAAGAAGGUAGUCCACGUAUACCACUUUGUGACGGCCCACACUAUCGAAGUGGAUAUGCUAGAACUUCGAAGGCAAUCUCACGUCUUGGUGCGUCCCGGAGAGGCCGUUGGUAGACUUCGUCACGUUCCUCUAGUCCAAGGUGUGGAAGCAACUAAUUCUGCCGGCGCUUCUCAGGUUGUCAGUGGAGAUGUCACUAAUGGGGAAGAACGGGUUCGGUCGGUGCUUACCUCAAGCGAGAUCUGGAAGGCCAUGAACGAAUCAAACUGGCUGAAUACAGUCGGUAUCGAGUACUGA
This is a messenger RNA of Annulohypoxylon truncatum, 7122 nucleotides long. RefSeq lists its product as uncharacterized. NCBI's taxonomy places the organism in Eukaryota, Fungi, Ascomycota, Sordariomycetes, Xylariales, Hypoxylaceae. Gene Ontology annotation, molecular function: ATP binding; ATP-dependent chromatin remodeler activity; methyltransferase activity. The record is from RefSeq and is a predicted model, not a curated record. Bases 1 to 7122 code for a protein of 2373 amino acids. The transcript has 3 exons.